UAAGAAAAAAAAAAUUGGACUCGAAGCACUCCGCUUUUUUUUUCUUCUCUUUUUCAUUACAAUGGCACGGCAACGAAAAAAAAAGAAACAAACCACAAGAGGUAAGAAAGACAAGAUACAGCAGCAACAACUAGAAUACGACAAGGAUGAACUCCAGGAACAAAGAAAAAAAGACGAAAUCUUGGAAGCUAUUCAGAUACAAGACCUUGACAAACUAAGACUUCUUGGACGCCAACCUAAUGGAUUUGUAUCAAACUCUUUACGUCGAAAAGUAUGGCCAUUAUUAUUACAUUGUCCUCAAUGGAAUAAACAGAAUAAAAAGUACUAUAUGCCGCAUAAAGACGAACAACAAGUGCUUUUAGAUGUGGCAAGAUCACUUGGUACAUAUCCAAAAGGUUUAAGUGAAAAGAAAAAGAAAAAACUUCAAAAAGAACUCAACCACGUGAUUGUUCAAGUAUUGCGAAAAUAUCCGAAGUUACAUUAUUAUCAGGGAUUCCAUGAUGUAUGUACAGUUUUCUUACUCUUAUUUGAAAGUCAGGAAGGAGCAAGUCAACUAAUGGGUCAUGUUGCUUUAUUUUAUCUCAGAGAUGCGAUGCUAGAAUCUCUUGAACCUAUUCUAAGAGAACUUACUUUAUUGGAUACCCUAUUCAGAUUAGAAGAUGAAGAACUACAUCAAUUUCUUCAAAUGACGGGUGUUCUUCCUUAUUAUUGUCUUAGUUGGGUAAUCACUUGGUUCAGUCACGAUCUCGAUGAUUUACCUUCCAUCUAUCAAUUAUUCGACGUAUUCCUCAGCUCUAAUCCAAUGAUGCCCCUUUACGCCUCAGCAGCAUUGGUCAUGAUGCAUCGUGAUACCAUUCUCAACCAUUUCUCAAUGGACGAUCCCAGUACUGUUCACAGUUAUCUUUCCAAAUUACCACAACAACGACAUUUAGACGUGACACGAUGGAUAAAAUGGAUGGUUGAUUUAGAAAACAAAUGGAAUCCUCUAUUGGUUCAAAAGUAUGGUAAUGUUGCUCUUGAUCAAGUCUCCUCCAUCAAUACCCACCACUCUCUUCUGUUUUCCACAACAAGUAUCUAUCUUUCAAGACAACGUCAUCAUCAUCAACAACAACAGCAAUAUCAACAGCUACUUGAAAAUAAUGUAGAAGAAUGGGUAACUCAAGCUUGUGAUGUUCUAACUUUACCUCCUUUGGAUCGUUUGCCUCUUAAUUUAGACGUGAUCAAAUCAUCAAAGUCAAUCAACAUGAUUCCUCCUUUCCUCACCUAUUCUUCUUCACCUCCUUGGAAAAUGAUCCUCGUCAGUGCUGUUGGCCUUGGAACUGCAGCCAUUCUUGUUGCUCAUCGUCCAGAUAUUAUAUCAAGUUGGUCGUAUUAGUUAAUUAUGUAUAUUACUUAUUUGUCAUCUACUCAAAUAAACUCUUAUGAUUUUAUUAUUC
Halteromyces radiatus is the source of this 1436-nucleotide messenger RNA. RefSeq names its product rab-GTPase-TBC domain-containing protein. Bases 62 to 1375 code for a protein of 437 amino acids. Gene Ontology annotation, cellular component: endoplasmic reticulum membrane. Gene Ontology annotation, biological process: positive regulation of GTPase activity; endoplasmic reticulum to Golgi vesicle-mediated transport. The record is from RefSeq and is a predicted model, not a curated record. NCBI's taxonomy places the organism in Eukaryota, Fungi, Mucoromycota, Mucoromycetes, Mucorales, Cunninghamellaceae. Gene Ontology annotation, molecular function: GTPase activator activity. The transcript has 8 exons.